AGCGUUGCGAACGGAGCUGCUUUGUCUCGCGGUUCGUUCCUCUUCGUUUCCCGAGUUCUGGCGAACGAAUUCAAAUCCAAACCCAUCUGUCUCUGUCUUUCUCUCUCUAGAACUCUCUCUAUCUCUCUCUAGAACUUUAUAACGUUCAUGGCGUCUGCGAACCCUAAUUUCAGUCCGCCGCCUUCCGUGUUUCGAGGAACAACAAUAUAACGACAGACAACGUUCUCUCUGUAUGUAACUCCUGCACUUGGUCAGGAGGAUGGUUGAUUGUUAGGGUUUUGAAAUUAUCUGGGGAAUUGAACUGUGCCACUCAAUUACUUGUAAUUGGAUUUCCAGAGUUUUUUGUAAUUUGGGAGGUAGCACUUGCCUUCCUCACAGAUGGCAGAGGACGUCUUACGGAUUGGUGGACUUUCUUCUGGAUUGGCUGUGGUAUUGAAUAAUGAGAACAGGAAAGACAAUUCUCAGAAAAUCCGUUUUGUUUCGUGUUGUGAUGAUUUUGGCGACCAGUCUGUGGAGCAAACUCUUGAACAUAUAUUUGAUCUUCCCUACAAGACGAUUAAUCCGCUGACAAAUCCAAUUGACACUAGUAUAGUUUGUUCUAUAAUAAAGGACUUCUUGAAGUAUCAUCCUAAUUUAUCUACCGGAGUGGGAAAUAGGGACGGGGUGUCUACUGUUGGUGAUGGCUGUCAACCCCACACUGUUGCAAUUGAAGAAUCUACCAUCUGUGGUGACAUUCGAAUUGUCAAGCCACCGUUGCUUGUGGAGAGCCAAGCCAUGUUCAGUAGUGCAAGGGCCAAUGCCUGUGUUUGGAAAGGAAAAUGGAUGUAUGAAGUGACCCUUGAAACUUCUGGUAUACAGCAGCUUGGGUGGGCGACUCUUUCUUGCCCUUUUACUGAUCAUAAAGGUGUAGGGGACGCUGAUGAUUCUUAUGCAUAUGAUGGAAAAAGGGCUAGUAAAUGGAAUAAGGAAGCUGAGGCUUAUGGUCAGUAUUGGGUUGUUGGUGAUGUAAUAGGAUGCUGCAUAGAUUUGGACCAUGAUGAGAUUUCAUUCUAUAGGAAUGGCGUUUCUCUUGGGAUGGCAUUUAGUGGGAUUCGCAAGAUGGUGCCUGGGUUGGGGUAUUAUCCUGCAAUUUCUCUUUCUCAAGGUGAGCGAUGUGAGUUAAAUUUUGGGGGCCGCCCUUUUAGAUAUCCAAUAGAAGGCUUCCUUCCCAUUCAGGCUCCUCCCUCCACAAACCUUCUUGCUACUCAUUUGCUGCAUUGUUUAUCUAGACUGUUGGAUAUGCAACGCAUGGAGAGGGCAGAGUUCAGUUCUGUUGAAAAAUUGAGAAGACUGAAGAGGUUUGUGCCAUUCCAAGAACUUUUUAACCCUGUCUCUCGUGGGAUAUGCAAGGAGCUAUUCUCUUUAGUUAAUGCAGAAGCUGGGAGUGCAGAGUAUAUAGGGUGGGGUCCACUUUUUUCGUUCAUAAUGGAAGUUUUUGGGGUGCAUCCUCCACAUGACUAUACUAGUUUGGAUAGAGUACUUGAUCUCUUGCUGGAAUUUGAGGGUUCUAGACUGAUGUUUGAGCACAUUAUAAAUGCUCUUUCAUAUGGUUGUAAAACAGCGUCACUUGUUCUUACAGAGUGUCCACAUUCAGGAUCAUAUCCCUUUCUUGCUUUGACAUGUCACAUAUUGAGACAGGAAACAUUGAUGUUGCUUUGGUGGAGGUUGUCAGAUUUUGAAUUCUUGUUUGAAGGGUUCUUAUCACAGAAGAGUCCCAAUAAGCAGGAUCUUCAAUGUAUGUUGCCUUCUGUUUGGUGGCCUGGUUCAUGUGAGGACGUGUCCCAUGAAAGUAGCAUGAUGAUGACAACUACAGCCUUAUCUGAAGCAGUCAGUAAGAUUGAGGAGAAGCAUAGGGAACUAUGUCGCUUAGUCAUGCGGUUCAUACCACCUAUAGCACCUCCUCAGUUGCCUGGUUCAGUAUUUAUGACGUUUUUGCAGAACCUUCUGUUGAAAAACCGGGGAGCAGAUCGUAAUGUGCCGCCUCCUGGAGUUUCAAGCAAUUCCGUUCUUGUUUCCUUGUUCACAGUUAUGCUUCAUUUUUUAUCAGAAGGUUUCCCUAAGGGAGAUAUUUAUGGAUGGAUAAAUGGCUGUGGAACAAACACUGAUCCUGAUGUUGGUUUUCUUCACAGAGGUGGCCAACAAAGUUUUCCCUUAGGCUUGUUUCUUAAGAAUGAUCCUCAUAGAGUUGACAUCUCCAGGCUUGGAGGAUCAUUUAGUCAUUUGACAAAAUCUAAUCCAGCAAACGAUGAUCUGGAAACAGAAGUAAUUCGGUGGGAGGAAGGGUGUAUGGAUGACGAAGAAACUCGAGUAACACAUUUUAGUAGGCAGAAGCCAUGCUGUUGUUUGAGUUAUGAUGCUGAUUUCAUAAGAAUCUCAAAGAAUCCAAUUAGGUAUAACGCCAAAGGUUCCCGUGUGCAUUGCAGCUCUCUUACAGAGAGAUCUGCUCAGGUUGCUGCAGAGUGCAGUGCCAGAAGUUUGAAUGAUGAGAUAGCAGAUAAACCCAGCACAAGUGGCCAGUCUGAUUCUGAGUUUGGUUAUAGACCAGUGCAGCAUAUGAAGAUUGUACCAAGGGGGAGUAAUUUGUCUUCAGCAACACUUAGAGAAGAGGAACUUCUAGAUCCUAUGCUACUGUUAUAUCAUUUGGGUCUUGCACCAAACUUUAAGCAGGCAUCGUCUUACAUGUCUCUCCAGUCACAAUCAAUCUCUCUCCUAGAAGAAACUGAUAAACAAAUAAGAGAACGAGCUUGUGGAGAGAAUCUAAAGCGCUUGAAGGAAGCCCGUACUCUAUAUCGGGAAGAAGUUAUGGACUGCAUUAGACAUUGUGCAUGGUAUCGUAUUUCUCUAUUUUCUCGGUGGAAGCAAAGAGGAAUGUAUGCAACUUGCAUGUGGAUUGUUCAAUUGCUUCUGGUUCUUAGCAAAGUGGAUUCAGUCUUCAUUUAUAUUCCCGAAUUUUAUCUAGAAACUCUGGUUGACUGCUUCCAUGUGUUGCGCAAGAGUGAUCCUCCGUUCGUGCCUACUUCAAUAUUUAUCAAGCAAGGACUUGCUUCCUUCGUCACUUUUGUUGUUACCCACUUCAAUGAUCCAAGGAUUUCAAGUGCUGAACUGAGAGAUCUUCUUCUCCAAUCUAUUUCUGUAUUGGUACAGUACAAGGAAUUUUUGGUUGCUUUUGAGAGCAAUGAUGCAGCCACCCAAAGGAUGCCAAAAGCAUUGUUGUCAGCAUUUGAUAACAGAUCAUGGAUUCCUGUAACAAAUAUACUUCUGCGGUUGUGCAAGGGUUCUGGCUUUGGUUCAUCAAAGCAUGGAGAGUCAUCAUCGUCAUCAGUGGUUUUUCAGAGAUUGCUGCGGGAGGCAUGCAUCAAUGAUGAAGAGUUAUUCUCAGCUUUUCUUAAUCGCCUAUUUAAUACUCUCAGCUGGGCAAUGACUGAAUUCUCAGUUUCAGUCCGAGAAAUGCAAGAAAAAUACAAGGUCUUAGAAUUUCAGCAACGAAAAUGCAGUGUUAUCUUUGACCUCUCAUGCAAUCUUGCAAGGGUGUUGGAGUUUUGGACCCGUGAGAUCCCACAAGCAUUCCUGUCGGGAGCAGAUACAAACCUGCGAAGGCUCACUGAGUUGAUUGUCUUUAUUCUGAACCAUAUAACUUCAGUGGCAGAUCCUGAGAUUUUUGACCUGUCGGUCAGACGACAUGGUCAAUCUCCUGAAAAAGUAAACAGAGGCAUGAUUUUAGCACCUCUUGUUGGUAUCAUCCUCAAUUUGUUGGAUGCUAGUACAGGGAAACAAAGCGGUGAGCAGAAUGAUGUGGUGGGGGUAUUUGCAAGCAUGGACUGCCCUGAAACUGUUCUUUGUGGAUUUCAGUAUCUGUUAGAGUACAAUUGGGUUGGAUCUUUCAGAGGGGAUGGUUAUCUUGCAAAGCUCAGGCAAUUGGAGAAAUUCUCAACCCUCCUGAUCAGGCGAACCGAGUCACAUGAACCCGAGAGAAUAGGAUGUGAGGGAGAACCAGAUGGUGAUGAUAGCACCUGUUGCAUUUGUUAUUCGUCAGAAGCAAACGCACAAUUUUUACCAUGUUUACACAUAUCUUGUUUUGGCUGCAUAUCCCGGCAUCUCCUUAAUUGCCAAAGAUGUUUCUUUUGCAAUGCAACAGUUGUGGAAGUGAUCAAGACUGAGUGAAAACAGUUUAAAGAUGGUGAUUUUCUUCAUUGCAUGGGUUGUUUGUGUGUUUCGGGUCAGUAGUGAUCAAUCAAAUGGUUGAGGCCUAGGUCAGAAGGUGGUUUGUAAUUUCUUAAAUUUGAGGUUAGAUGUGACUAUGAUGCAGAAAAAGGGUAUUUAUAUCUUAUUGUUUAGAAGCUGCAAUUAGGGAUAUAAUUAUAAGUGUGUAUAUGGGUUUGGGAGACAAACAUAGUGGGUGGGAAGAAAUUUUGUUUUGGGGCUAAGAAUUUUGUAGGGGAAGCUUAGGGCAUUAUUUUGUAAAUGUGAGAUGUAAAUGGGAUAGAAAAGUAGCCCCCAUCUCUCUCUCUCUCUCUCUCUCUCUCUC
Cornus florida is the source of this 4564-nucleotide messenger RNA. RefSeq names its product E3 ubiquitin-protein ligase RKP. The coding region runs from base 379 to 4200 and encodes 1273 amino acids. The transcript is spliced from 11 exons. Gene Ontology annotation, molecular function: protein binding; ubiquitin-ubiquitin ligase activity. NCBI's taxonomy places the organism in Eukaryota, Viridiplantae, Streptophyta, Magnoliopsida, Cornales, Cornaceae. Gene Ontology annotation, cellular component: ubiquitin ligase complex; cytoplasm. Gene Ontology annotation, biological process: protein ubiquitination; ubiquitin-dependent protein catabolic process. The record is from RefSeq and is a predicted model, not a curated record.